Molecule: messenger RNA, 6295 nt
Organism: Carcharodon carcharias (great white shark)
Lineage: Eukaryota; Metazoa; Chordata; Chondrichthyes; Lamniformes; Lamnidae
Gene: acsbg2
Product: acyl-CoA synthetase bubblegum family member 2
Exons: 15
Coding region: 123-2417 (764 amino acids)
Cellular component (GO): endoplasmic reticulum; membrane
Molecular function (GO): long-chain fatty acid-CoA ligase activity
Source: RefSeq, a predicted model, not a curated record
GGGGGAAGCUGCUUGAACAAUGCAGGCGGCGAUUAUGCUUCGAUAAAGAAGGCGAACAGUUAUUUUCAUGUAGAUUACAGGAGCUGCAGGUUUUGGUGUCAAAUUUUAAACCCUCUCAUAUUAUGCCAAGGAUAGAAUCCGGAGCCGUCCUGUGCGACAUGUCGUUAAAUAUCAUCGAGCCAGCAUCUGGAAUCUCAGAUUAUCAGCGGUCAGGUAGCCAACUGCUAAAUGACAUGUCCCUUUCCGGUAAACCAGCAUUCGCAGAAAGCACCCAGGUUGUAGUAAGGUUGAAUAAUAGUUCUGUGGAUGAAACAGACGCUGAUGGCUUGGAAUCCGGAAUGGUAGUUGAUGAAAUAUCAAAAAAGAUUGAAGUACCGGAGAAAAGAAAUGAAGAUGUGCUUCAGAUAGUCACACAGAGCUUAGGCUCUGCUGACCCAAAAUUCUGCACCACAAAUAAAGAUGAUGAGAUCAAACUGAGAAUGGAAGGUCCAAAUUGCCCAGAACAGCCACCAAUUACUGUACACCGGAUGUUCAUGGAGUCUAUUGAAAAGUAUGGUGAUUAUAUGGCCCUUGCAUCAAAGCACGGUGAACAGUGGAAGACGAUAACGUUUAAGCAGUACUAUAAUGAAUGCAGAGAUGCUGCAAAAAGCUUUCUGAAGCUUGGACUCCAACGUUUCCAUGGUGUUGGAAUCCUUGGUUUCAAUUCUCCAGAGUGGUUCAUUGCAGACAUUGGAGCAAUCCUGGCAGGUGGACUGGCUGUCGGAAUCUAUACUACAAAUUCACCUGAAGCCUGUCACUAUGUAGCAAGUGAUAGUCAAGCUAAUAUCAUGGUCGUAGAGAACAACAAACAACUACAGAAGAUCCUGCAGAUUCAGGAUCGGCUUCCGCACCUCAAAGCAAUUGUGCAGUACAAGGAUGAACUGAAGGAGAAGAGACCAAAUCUUUACACUUGGGCAGAAUUCAUGCAGCUUGGGAAGGAUGUGCCCGACUCACAACUUGACGAGAUCAUUGCCUCCCAGAAACCGAAUCAAUGUUGCACGCUCAUCUAUACUUCGGGGACUACUGGACUGCCAAAGGGAGUCAUGCUGAGCCAUGAUAAUCUAACAUGGACAGCUUAUGCAGCAGGAAAUAUGGUGAAUCUGCGACCAGCUACUGAGAGUCAAGAAGCAAUUGUUAGUUACCUGCCACUUAGUCAUAUUGCUGCACAAAUGAUUGACAUCUGGUUGUCCAUAAAGUUUGGAGGAACCAUUUAUUUUGCACAACCUGAUGCACUGAAGGGCUCUUUGGUGAUGACGAUGAAGGAGGUGCAUCCUACAGCAUUUAUGGGUGUGCCUCGUGUCUGGGAGAAGAUGCAAGAGAAAAUGAAGACUGUAGGCGCAAAAUCCUCGACCAUAAAGAGGAAAAUGGCUUCCUGGGCAAAAGAUGUUGGUUUAAAAACCAAUCUAAAUCGCAUGAAUGGAAAUAUGGCUGUCUCGUUUGACUUCCGGGUGGCCAACAAGCUUGUGUUUAAAAGGGUUCGGAACGCUUUAGGAUUGACUCGUUGCACAAAAUGUUAUACUGGAGCAGCUCCGAUAACCAAAGACACUCUGGAGUUCUUCCUUAGCCUCAACAUCCCUGUAUAUGAGCUGUAUGGAAUGAGUGAGAGCUCGGGACCGCACACCAUUUCUGUACCCAAUGCCUUCAGAAUUUCCAGCUGUGGGAAGGAGAUGCCCGGAUGCAAAACAAAAAUCUUCAAUCCUGACGAGGAUGGUUGUGGCGAGAUUUGUUUUUGGGGCAGGCAUGUAUUCAUGGGUUAUCUGCACAUGGAGGAUAAGACCAAAGAAGCAAUUGAUGAGGAUGGCUGGCUACAUUCAGGCGAUCUGGGAAAACAUGAUGAGAAAGGAUUCCUAUAUAUAACAGGAAGAAUUAAAGAGUUGAUUAUUACUGCCGGUGGGGAAAACAUACCUCCUAUUCCCAUUGAAGACGCCGUAAAGGAACGUUUACCAAUCAUCAGCAAUGCCAUGCUGAUAGGAGACAAACGCAAAUUCCUAUCGAUGUUAUUAACAUUGAAGUGCAACGUAAACAGUGAUACUGGUGAGCCGCAGGAUAACCUAACGGAAGAAGCAAUUCAGUUCUGCCAAAAAAUAGGGAGCAAAGCCACGAAGGUGUCAGAAAUCCUAACCAGCAAGGAUGUUGACGUGUAUGGUGCCAUACAGGAAUGCAUCAAAAAUGUGAAUGAAAAGGCUUCUUCAAAUGCACAGCGAAUUCAGAAGUGGCUUCUUUUAGAAAAGGAUUUCUCCGUUACGGGAGGAGAACUGGGUCCAACAAUGAAACUGAAACGGCCUGUUGUGUUGAAGAUGUACAGUGACCAAAUCGAUGAUUUCUACAAGGAUGCAAUAACCCCAAACACUCCAGAUAAUCCACUUACAGCAAAAUAGACUCAAGAGUUACUACAGCAGUGAAACACCGGCUGGAUUUGUACAUUGUUUGUUUAUAUUUUUAAUUUUGCAAUUUUAAACAUUCAUUUUGGCAUUUGUGCCUCAAAUAAACUUUCACGUUCCACAGAUGUUGCCACAAUGAAGAAAUUAAUUAUAUUGCAUCAGUACUUUUCAGGGAUUGGGGUUGUUAAAGAAAUUAGGUGGGAACCAGAACUUUUUUGCUAUAAAUGCUUAGCACUGCAAAAAUGUUAGUUUGAAAGUUCUAUUACCAUAUUUAAAUGUAUGUGUGUACAGGUGAGGAAACUUUAUUUUUGCCAUUAGACUUCCUUUCUGUGGGCAUAUGGCAAACUGUAGUAAACGUGAAAGGUCGGCAACAAACAUUCUGUCUAUAGCAAUGUCUCUUGGAUACAGAAAAAAAUGUCGUUUACAAAAUCCAUGAUGAAUGGCAGAUAUUCUGCUGUGCACGAUUACAGUCUCCAAAGAAGUGUGAUAUCAUAUUACGUUUGAGCAACCACUUGUGUAAAGAUUAUUAUUCCAGGAUUUCCAUUUUUUUUUAUUUUUGUACAGCCCAAAAAAUUUAUUUAAUCUUCUCAAACUUUUGUUGUUUUUGUGGCUAUUUAUUGUUCUUAAAGUAAAAUUGUCAUGAAAUAUAUUUUUAUGUUUCAAAUGUACAUUUUGUAGAGAAUUGUACAGCCCCAUUUGGACAAGCCAAAUAGAAAAACAAAGGACGGGAUUAUUUGGCCCCACCUGCUGCUGGGACCUUCCAGUCCCACCGAAAAUCAGUGGACUUUUGGCUGGUCCGCUGCAUCCCCUGCGGCAAGUGCUGCUACAGCAGGGUCGGAACAUCCUGGCCAAAAAGUUUCAUUUUUAUACAUGAAAAGCCAUAAUAUAAUGUGGCAGUGCUUUAAACUUUGUAAAAUCAUAGAACUGUAGAUUCUUAUAGCACAGGAGGAUCUGGGAAAUAAUGUAUAUGCCAGCUGUCUGAAAGAGCCAUCAAUUUUCUUUUUCAACUAGCCAUCCACUUCUCCUUUUCAAAGCUAUUGUGGGUUCUGCUUUCACCACUGUGCUGCCAUGGCAUUCUGUGCCCUAACCACUCUACAAUUCAAACAAAAGUGCUUCCAAUCUUUCCUUUAUGUCUUUAUAGCAAUUAGUUUACAUUUAUACUUAAACUAUUUUUAUACCUUUAUUGAAUAUCUCUUGUUAGACUUACUUCAACAUUUUCCCACUCUGCAGUAAUAAGAGGCAGAGUCUUAUCUGGUUCUGCUCACAGUUAAAACUUUUCAUUUUAACUCCUUCCACGUUUGCCAAUGAUUUGUAUAUAUUUUUGCAUUUCUGCUUUUGUAACUCUGAACCUAUUAAGACCUGAGAUCCAAGUCUUUUUUUUUUUUACAGAUUUGUGUAACUUAAUCUCUUCCAAUUAGCUGUCUUCUCUUUACUAGUACUUCCAAAAUACGUAUCCUCUUGCUUCUCCACUUUAAAGUCUCGCUUCCCAGUCCAGGAGUUUAGCCUUGACGUCCUGAAAUUGUUCACUACCAUUUUUAUUGUUAACGCUAUUUUUGUUGCCUGUAAAUUUUGUAUCAUCUAGACCCAAGUCCAGAUCACUGAUUUAUAUACCACGAAAUGCAGUGCUCCUUACUGAGCCUUGGAAACACCACUGCUUAAAUCCUUCUGCUGCAUUAGCUACCACUAAUUUCUGUUUCCUUGUCCUUUAGCUAAGUUCUUGUCCACACUGAUACAUUCCCUUUAAUACUGUGCCUUUAAUUUUAAUUUUUAUCAACAAUUCUCCUAUGCAGCAACUUGUCAUUUUGGAAAGUCUGUAUAAAUAUACCCCAUACUUCCUUUGUCAAUAGCUGCAUUAUUUCUACAGCUUGUCAGGUAUUUUACAACCAAUGUUGGUUGUCCUUGAUUCAGUCUGUCUUGUUUCAGUAUUAACUUUAUCCCAAACUUGGAACUCUGGAUGCUUUACCCAUUGUCUUAUGACACUCUAGUUACCUGAUCUAUUCUUUUCACCUUGAUCAGAAGUGUUAUUUGGUAACAUUCCAGUCCUCUCAAUUUCCAUAUCCAAGGGUGCUUGGAAGAUUGUGGUCAGAGCCUCUGCAGCAUUUACAGGAAUGUUUAGCUCCUAUUUAUUGCUAGCCAAAGUUAUGUCAUAUCAUAAUCCCAUAGUAAUUUUAUCAUUCCAAAUUUCAUUCUGCACAGAUUUCUAUCUAAAAUUUGCCUUGAUCUUGCUCUUAAUCCCUCUUCUAAUUGGAGACUUUCCUGCUUUAUUUAAUCUUUCUCUCUUAUUUCCCUUCUGCUUCUUCAUCUUGGUUUCCCCCCGCUCCUACCUAUUUUAAUCCAAAGGAGAUGUACCAAUCCUGUUCAGAUUUGAUGAAUACUAGCCAUUCUGUGGAGGCUAUUUCUGUUCCAGAACUGGUCUCAACACCCCAAUACCCAGGAACAUUUUCCUCUUACACCAAAUCUAGUCACUUUUAAACCCUAUGUGACGAAGUUUAGCAUUCAAGUACAAUUGCAGGGUACUAUCCUUAACAUUCUGCUCUAUAGUCUGUCUCCUAAAUCUUGAAACUCACUAUGCAGCACUCAUCUAUUCCUCACUAUAGUUCUGAUAUGACUCAUGACUUUCAACUGAUCUCCUGCCCCAUUUUAUUUUUUUUCCACAGCUCUACCUGGCACCUGGAAGACAACAUGCCAUUUGGAGUUCUUGGUUAUAGUUACAAAACUGCCUGUUCUUGCCCCUGGCUACAAUAGAGUUCUCGGUGGUAGAUAGAUCAAUGAAACUGGGGGAUUGGUGAAUGGGUUUUGUGCGGAAUAGGAGGGUAGACCAUGGAAGACCAGUGAGGAGUGCAUUGGAACAUUCGAGCCUAGGUGUAACAAAGACGUGGAAUUGAAUUGGUGUUUGAAAGGGACUAUAAAAUGACGUAAGUAAAAUUAGGUUAGAAUCGAUGGCUUCGGUUGAACUACCACUGACAGGUACACUAGACUGCAAAGGCCUCCUGUGCUGUAAUUUCUAGGAUAACAUGCAAAAAGUGCCUAAAAACUUAAUGCUGGGACUAAAUUUUCAAAACCUUUUAUUAUUGUACAUGUUUAUUUGAAACACUUUUGAGUUCUUACUUAAAAAUUGAUAUUUGCCAGUUUUGAAUUGUUCAGCACUAAUGUUAAUUUUUGAUUGAAGGGGACAUAUUAACCAGAGAAAAAGUAAUCCAUUGAGCCACCUCUGGAUUCUUUUGUUGCUAGGAAUGAUGCUUUGGCAGUAACUUUACUAUGCCACAAAAACAUAAAGCACAUCUCUGUUCUUUUUAAAGUUCUAUGAAUAAUUUAUACAGUGGUUUUAAUAACAGUUGUCCAAGAUAAAAUUAUGUUUUUCUCUUAAGUUGUGAAAUACACAAUUUGAAUCUUAUUUUGCCCAAGUGAGGAAGUAAUAGGUAAUUCCUUUAUAUUAUGGUUAAUAUUAAUGUACUCCAUCUAAUGUAUGCAGGCUGCCAGUUUUUAAACUGAGCACAAUUCCAUAAAGGUAUCAGAAAUGGCAACAUAAAAGCUUAAGUUUGAAAACAUUGCCCAGUUAGCAUUUCUGUCACAUUAUUGUUUGAAGAAUUAUUUCUGGUUUUUUGCAUUAGCGAUAUUUUGGCUAUCAUGUUAAUAUAUUUGCAACAAGUCACAAUAUGAAAGAUCCCUACUAGGAGUAUAAUUAUUGCUAUUUUCUAUGAAUGAUAACAUCCAGACUGUAUUCAGUGUAAAUAUGGGUAUUGUAUUUGGUAAAUUAUCAGAUUCUAUUGCUGCAGCAGACUGUAAAUUUUGCAUGAACAUGUAAUAUGCAACGUUGAACAUUUGCAUUUUUCAUAGCAUCGUGUUUGGAUGUUCCAAAUAAAGUUGUGAACUCA